Messenger RNA from Anopheles merus, 4339 nucleotides. It is a transcript of the gene trc, whose product is annotated as serine/threonine-protein kinase tricornered. The coding region runs from base 649 to 2025 and encodes 458 amino acids. Gene Ontology annotation, molecular function: protein serine/threonine kinase activity; ATP binding. NCBI's taxonomy places the organism in Eukaryota, Metazoa, Arthropoda, Insecta, Diptera, Culicidae. The record is from RefSeq and is a predicted model, not a curated record. Gene Ontology annotation, biological process: intracellular signal transduction; peptidyl-serine phosphorylation. The transcript has 5 exons.
UUAAUUUACAAAGAAAUUUCAGCACAACAGUGGUACCGUAAAUACGAGAUUUUCUCUUCCCGUCUCAGAACUGGAAGCAAAUUGUACGCGGCUCGGGUCGCAGCAGUGAGUGUAAAUCCCGUUAGGGCAGCAGUGCGUGUGCGUGUGUGUACGUGUGUGUGUGCGUUCGUGGUGCCGUGCGUGCGUUUGUUGUGCUGCCCUAGACCCCCUUCGGCCCUUCCUCGGUUUCGCCCUUUACAAGACGCACACACACACACACACUGGGUCCGUGUGGUCCGCGGACCAACAAUUAUCGUCAUCGUCACCAUCGUCAGUGAAACGGGAAAGGUGGCAAGAAAAGGUGUACACCCCGACGGUCGUCCCGAAAGUGGCCUCUUACUCUCAUCGCGACGGUGUGGCAACGGCGACGAAAGGGGCACGUUGAAGCUUUAAAUUAAACCAACGCUCCUUCCGGGGAAGCCAGCAGCGGGACGAUAAUUGCCGUGCUAGUGGGACGCACCUCACGGGCACGCAGCACCACCGCACGGAGUGGUGGUGGUGGUGGCGUCGGCGGCGGUCUACUUUCGAGGAAAAGCCCAGCUCGAAGCAGGAAAAACGGAGGGCAUCAGCAGCACGCAGCUGGCGGCGGCGGCGGCGGCAGCGGGCAUCAUGACGGCGACUGAUAACACGGUUCGCUUCAGCGAUCAUACGCUCGAUAAGGCGACCAAAGCGAAGGUCACGCUGGAGAACUACUACAGCAAUCUGAUCACACAGCACGGCGAGCGGAAACAGCGCCAGGCGAAGCUGGAAGCGUCGCUGAAGGACGAGACGCUGUCCGAGUCGCAGCGGCAGGAGAAGCGCAUGCAGCACGCCCAGAAGGAGACGGAAUUCCUGCGCCUCAAGCGCUCCCGGCUCGGGGUGGAGGACUUCGAGGCGCUCAAGGUGAUCGGACGGGGCGCAUUCGGCGAGGUGCGGCUGGUGCAGAAGAAGGAUACCGGGCACGUGUACGCGAUGAAGGUGCUGCGCAAGGCGGACAUGCUGGAAAAGGAGCAGGUGGCGCACGUGCGGGCCGAGCGGGACGUGCUGGUCGAGGCCGACCACCAGUGGGUGGUGAAGAUGUACUACAGCUUUCAGGAUUCGGUAAAUUUGUAUCUUAUCAUGGAGUUCCUUCCCGGCGGCGACAUGAUGACGCUGCUCAUGAAGAAGGACACACUGUCGGAGGAGUGCACACAGUUCUACAUCGUCGAGACGGCGCUCGCGAUCGAUUCGAUUCACCGGCUCGGCUUCAUCCACCGCGACAUCAAGCCGGACAAUCUGCUGCUGGAUGCGCGCGGCCACCUGAAGCUGUCCGACUUUGGGCUGUGCACGGGGCUGAAGAAAUCGCACCGCACCGACUUCUAUCGCGACCUGUCGCAGGCCAAACCGUCCGACUUUAUCGGCACCUGCGCCAGCCCGAUGGACUCGAAGCGGCGGGCGGAAAGCUGGAAGCGCAAUCGGCGAGCGCUGGCGUACAGUACGGUCGGCACGCCGGACUACAUCGCGCCGGAGGUGUUCCUGCAGACGGGGUACGGGCCGGCGUGCGACUGGUGGUCGCUCGGCGUGAUCAUGUACGAGAUGCUGAUGGGCUAUCCGCCGUUCUGCUCGGACAACCCGCAGGACACGUACCGGAAGGUGAUGAACUGGCGGGAGACGCUCAUCUUCCCGCCAGAAACGCCUAUCUCGGAGGAGGCCCGCGAUACGAUAGUGAAAUUUUGCUGCGAAGCUGAACGACGACUCGGCUCACAGCGUGGAAUUGAGGAUCUGAAGCUAGUGCAAUUCUUCCGCGGCGUCGACUGGGAGCACAUACGAGAGCGUCCGGCGGCCAUCCCGGUGGAGGUGCGCUCGAUCGACGAUACAUCGAACUUUGACGAAUUCCCCGACGUAGCACUAGAGAUACCCGCCCACCCACAACCGGAAGGGGAAGUGCUCAAGGAUUGGGUGUUUAUCAACUACACCUUCAGACGGUUCGAAAGCCUUACCCAGCGCGGAACGCCGACGAAAAAGUGAGCUGUGAAAUAAGAAAACAAGAUCCGGUAGCGCGGAAGAAAUGGCGCCCAAGCAGCCAGACCAGCAGCAUGCACCAGGUGUGCAAAGUGUGAGUAGUGUCGGCCCCAAACGACGUCUGGCUUCUGAUACCGUAGAGCGACUCCCCAAAAAAGAAAAACAAAAAACCACAGAUGCUGCUAUUAACGCUCCAGCGCUUCGAGACAUUAAAGAGCGAAUAGGAAAAAAACGGUUCACUAGGAUAUAGAAUGUGAGCGGUGGGAAGAUGAUUUCAGGCCUUUUCGGGUUAUCGUAUGCACCCCACCCCUUUAUCCCCUCCACUCUAGCAGACUCACACUUUAGUGUCGCAUCCAACUGUGUGGUACUACAACGGUUCGAGUGUGGGGUGUGUGAAAAAAUUGUGUUGUUUUCGCGCAUUUUUAAGGUUCACUGUGGCGCUCGAUCGUGCGCGGCGCGAACGAGGCACACGCGCUCGUAGUUGGUUUCUGAUAAUUACACACAAGUGCAACCAAAUCGUAUCAAACAUGCUUGCCGUGGAACGGAGGAGAAUGGACACACACACACAUACUAUUAUGCAGGGAGAGGACGUCAUAGUAAUUGAACGAAAGGAAUCAGAAAAAUCUAUCGUAGCUAACCACAAAAUCGUAACGAAAGUGUGAUGCGCCUGAAAUGGUGAGAUUGCGAGUUUAGCGCGCUGUGGAGAGUUGCCCAUAAAAUAUCAUCCCCUCUGCCCCUUUUACUAUCCACAAGUAACACGUAAAACGAAAACCCAGAAUACAGGGUGUUCCAGGGGUUCUCAUUGUUGUGGGACACUUCCUUGACUCUUUCUUAUAAAAAGUGAACUUCAAAUGAUGGAAAUUGGACUUUAUGGUACCCUUUUUGGGCAGGCUCCUUGAAAAUUCCUAUUGGAUUUGUCCUACAAGUGUUCUAUAGAGUUCAAUUCCCAUUACAUUAAGUUCAUUUCACGUCAGAAAGAGUCAAUAAAAUAUCCUACAGCUUUGAGAACUCCUGAAAACCGCUGUAAUGUUUGAGUGUGUCGAUGCAGAACUCUAUAGAUGGCUGAACUAUAAUAACUCCCUCUCCCAACACACACACACACACCCUACUGUACUGUUUUCCUACUAAGUUAGCGUGUUUUUUUUUUCUUGUACUAAAUUUGUAGCUGCUUGUUUUCGUUUUUCUUUCGUUUAGCGUUUAUUCGUUCUUCCUCACGUACCAAGUACUAGCCGUUAAAUCCGUUUUGUUCGUUUUAAGUAUAAUCUAAAUAGAUGUGUUUUUUCUCUCUCUCCUUCGUGUUUAAGAUGAGAUUCGCUUGCGGUGAUCGCGGUAAGGAUAGGGCGUAGUUGUAUUUAAAGAAGCAAGAGGAGGUGAGAAUACGCACCUUUCUUUUUGCGAUUUUCUUUGCCUCCCCCUGACCUGUCCCGGGGCUCGCGGACCGUCCACAGCAAAAGGCGAACGUUAGGUAAAGGUAAUGAUGGUGUACGGAGAAUGAGCAUUUGUUUGAGGAACUGUUUCGACGGAAGAAAUUUAUGCUUUUUAGAUCUUUCUUCUCCUUCUGUUAAGUUAUUAAAAGUAAAAUGGUUUGCUUUAGGAGAAGGACGACUCGAGGAAAAAAGGAAAAGAAAAAUUGAUCUGUAUGUGGCGGAGAAAGCGAAAGAGUGUCGAUGAAACACACGGGGCAGCCUCUAAUGGAAUAAUCGAAAGGGAAAUCGAAAUCAAAAUGGAAAGGAUGAACAGAUAGAAUCCGCCGCGUACUGUACUUGCCCAUCUUCUUCCACACUCAAAUGAGCUUGAGCGGUGCAACAGACACGAGAUAAACUCAGCAAAAAAAACUCAGUUCAACUCGUACGGCUCGUCUUUCUCAUGGUAGUAGCGUUUUAAGCAUCCUUUCUGUGUAUCCUUUUGAUUUUAAUAACGGAAAUCGGUGGUGACUACUGCGCGUGGGCGGGCAAGCGAAAGAUUGAUGAUCGCGGCACGGCAUGCUUAUGCUUAUAAGGCAUGAUGAUUGGAGCCCAUAGUAUUAAAAUAGAAUAUUGUAAUGUAUGACGACGAUGAUGAAGGAUGAUGCUGAUGAUGUAUUGUAUUGUAUUGCAUUGUUUUCUUUUUAAUUAUAAUUAUUUUUCGUUCGUAAGUAAUUGCAAAGCACUCAUAAAGAAAGCCACGUACACAAACACAGACCUUUCAUUGGGGCAAGAAGUGUGCCUCUCCAAAACAAAAACCUUCCUCAAAAACCUCGAAACGGGUGAGGACUUGGCGGAUGGUGCUGAAUUGUGCGGCACAUGGAAUGAUAAUAAAAUGACAUGAUGUUGUCUCGUAA